ACACGCUCAUCAUCACACCGCCUCCUCUCCGGGUCCUCCCCCUGCAGCCAUCAUUGAUCGUUUCCAUGGAAACUGCCCAGUAUGCUACGCGUAUGUGUGGUAGCGGUAGCUUACGUAGCUUCCUCUGGCUGCGUUAUCACACGCUGGGUCAUUAUCAGGUGAGGACGGAGGGACCGGGUGACGAACGCGUGGAGAGGAGCCCAUCGAUGCUCUGAUGGCGUCCGACACCCUGAGCUUGUAUCUGACCUAGUGAGAGCGAGAGGAAGACGGCUAAUGGGUCCAAAGGUGGAGCGGAGUGAAAGCGCGUUUAAAGCCAAACAGAGCAGAUACGAGGCCGCUCUGCACACAGCGCGUCGCUAACGGACGCCGUGAUAACAGCCUCUGUAUCCGCGAUGCUGUUGGUGACGCGUGAAUCUGUUGUUUGAGCACAUUUAGCUUUUACCCGGUUCCCAGUUUAUUGUUUUACUGUUUUUAACCAACUGGAUUCAGGGGGAAGGUCCAAAUACUAGUGAGGAAGUGAGCUGAAGGCUGGAGGCCAGACAGCGGCAGAACUGACCUGCAGCUCAAGCUGUCUCCUAACAGUGGAGUGAGCGGAUGCGAUGGCUGUGUGACACACAACUGUGGCUGCGAACACAGACUCAGUGUAUGAUGAGCCGUCUGCAUUCUUACGCGCUCCGUCACGUUCCAGAUAUAACCUCAGGCUGCAGUGAGGCCUCGGUCCGAGCCGCGAGCUCCGCUGUGAGACGUCCACUCUGCUCUGCCUGGAGUUUGACUCCUUCGUAUGUUCGGGUGGACACAAUGAUGAAAGGAGAAGAUUCAGAUGAAGUAGAAAUCGACUUGAGAGACUCCAGUGACUCGGAGGAAUUUGAUGGGGAGGAACCUGAGACGCUGUGGAGGGCGCCUCCUGCUCUGGAGGAGGAGGACAACAUUCACACGACUUCGCUGGUGGAAAUCAGCGACACCAAACCUCUGAUUAACGCCAGAGACCCUCGGGGGAUCAACGACUGCCUCAAGGUGACGUUCGAGGAUGUGAUCGCGGAGCCGGCGUCCGUGCGCAGCGGGGACCGGGUGUGGAUCUGGAGCCACGCGCUGUUCGAGGUGUCGAGGGCGUGGAUCUACAGGGCGGUGGCGGCGCUCCUGGCCGUGCCCGUGGCGGCGCUCUCCGGCCUGCUCUUUGCGCUGCUCAGCUGCUUCCACAUCUGGAUGGUCGGCCCCUGUGCGCGCUGCGCCCUCAUCGGCACCCGCUGGCUGCAGAGCCUGUGGAGCGUGGUGCUGGGCCUCCUGGUGCGGCCCUUCCUCCAGAGCGCCGGGAGAUGCUGCGGCGGCUUCAGCAUCCACUUGGCCAAAGAAUGAGACCCGUACAGUGAAUAGGGAGGACGCCAGGACCGGGUCGUGACAUGUUCUUGUAAAUAAGGUUGUUGUGAGUGUGUUUAUUACAGAUGCUGAUGCAAAGCAGUGGGAUAUGCUGUGUAACUUAAAUCGUGUGUAAACUCCAUUAAUGAUGAGGAUUGGUUUAAUGUUCUCUUACAUUUGAACUAAAGAACAAAAACUAUUUGGA
Messenger RNA from Betta splendens (Siamese fighting fish), 1558 nucleotides. RefSeq names its product caveolin 4a (gene cav4a). Gene Ontology annotation, molecular function: molecular adaptor activity. The coding region runs from base 595 to 1353 and encodes 252 amino acids. Gene Ontology annotation, cellular component: caveola. The record is from RefSeq and is a predicted model, not a curated record. Lineage: Eukaryota; Metazoa; Chordata; Actinopteri; Anabantiformes; Osphronemidae. Gene Ontology annotation, biological process: caveola assembly. The transcript is spliced from 4 exons.